Messenger RNA from Ascochyta rabiei, 4017 nucleotides. RefSeq lists its product as uncharacterized. The transcript has 3 exons. Gene Ontology annotation, cellular component: nucleus. The coding region runs from base 1 to 4017 and encodes 1338 amino acids. Gene Ontology annotation, biological process: protein ubiquitination; SCF complex assembly. NCBI's taxonomy places the organism in Eukaryota, Fungi, Ascomycota, Dothideomycetes, Pleosporales, Didymellaceae. The record is from RefSeq and is a predicted model, not a curated record.
AUGGCGCCCUCGUCGGUACCACCAAACCCGACCGCCCACAAUGUCGCCCAACUGUUACCGAAGCUCACCGAUGCGGACCCCGACUUUCGAUUCAUGGCUCUGAGCGACCUGCACGACACGCUCGUUGUUGCCCACGCGGGCUUCUUGCAGCAUGACGAAGUGACAUGUGCAAAGACGGUCGAGGGCCUGCUCGGCACUCUUGUAGAUACCAAUGGCGAGGUGCAGAACCAAGCCGUAAAGUGUCUGGGGCCUUUCGUGAACAGGAUCCCGGAUAAGAUCCUGUGUCCCAUGAUCGAGAAGCUGUCCAACCUACAGACAGACAGUGCUGUCGACCAGAGCAUACCUUCACUCGCCCUGCGAGAAGUCGUCGUCUCACUGCCACGGCCCGUCGCUGGCGUUGCGCGAACAAAGCCAGUCCUUGACGCCUACAGCGCCAUCAGCAGAGUGCUCAUCCCGCGCUUGGUAGGAUACCAUGUCAUCCAACCGGCACAGUCUGGCCUCCCCAAGGUUCCGCAGGGCAUGCUGCAGGCCGACCUCGAGAAGGGCACAGACAGCAAUGCUAUUGAUGUUCUGAUCGAGAUCUCACGUUGCUUUGGUCCGUUGCUGCAGGAUGCCGAGAUUCAGGCACUGCAGAAGAUUACAUUCGAGAUCCUCGAGAAUGACCGAGCGAGCUCCAUGAUGAAGAAGAAGUCAGUCACAGCCAUCUCCACGCUGGCAGGCUACUUCCCAGACCAACUGCUGAGCAGCUUCCUGUCACGCGUCAUCGAGCACCUCCGGGAUGCUCACCUUGUCCGUAGCAAGCGCAAGCUCUACAUCACCAUCCUAGGAUCGAUGGCGAGGUCAAUUCCUCGUAAAUUCGGUCCCUACCUGAAGACACUGGCGCCCUUCGUCUUGAGCGCAGUUAGCGAGCAGGAGCAGGACGAGGACAUGGACGUGUCGGACGACGAGGGGGAGCGGGACCCUGAGAUUGAUGAGGUGCUCGAAGCUGCUUUAAUCACACUCGACGGUUUCCUCGCUUCGUGCUCGCAGGACAUGCGCAUGUACACCAACGAGACGAUCGACGCUGCCACACGCUUGCUGAAGUACGACCCGAAUCUUGCUCAGGACGACGAGGAGGACGCUAUGGAUAGUGAUGAGGAAGACGCGCUAGAGGGAGACGACUUCGAAGAGGAAGCUGGCUAUGAUGACGAUGAGGACGCCAGCUGGAAGGUGCGCAGGUGCGCAGCCAAAGUCUUGUACACAUUGAUCUCCACACGAAGCAAUGGCGAUCUCAUGGACGAUGGGACGCUCUACAACAAGGUUGCUCCAGCUCUGAUCGCACGCUUCAAGGAGCGUGAGGACAACGUGCGUCUCGAAGUGCUUGCGACACUGUCCAACUUGGUGAAGAAGUCUGGUGAUGGACCCAGUCCCGUCAAAUUCUCUGACGAGCACCCACAAGGAGGGACAAUGAUGCCACCUCCAAGCCGUAAGCGUCGCAGGGGGGGUAGCGACGCCAGCAUGCUCGACCUGCACGCUAACUUGUCCGGCUCCAUGGGUUAUUCUUCUCCUGCGCGGACAGGAACACCAUCAGUCGGUCCUCGAGCUAGUCUUGCCAGGCUCAGUCCUGACAUUGUUAAGGGCAUAGCACAACUCCUCAAGCAAUCGUCUUGCCCACCAUCGACAAAGCAGGCAUCCAUCGUACUGAUCAAGGAUAUCGUCAUCACUCAGCAAGGUGGUCUUGAGGGCUACUUGGCCCAGCUGCUUGAGCCUGUAGUGGAAGCUUCGAAGACCAGCAGUGGGCUCACAAGUAGCGCAUCAGCAACGGCCAACAGCCUUCGCAUUCAGGCUCUGCAACUCAUUGGUGCGAUCGCCGACACGCAUCACGCAAAGGAUAUCCAGCCAUAUAUGUCGAGUGUUAUCCCUACUCUAUUAAAGGGAGCAACAGAGAAGUACAGCAAGCUGUCUAUAGAAGCCCUUGCUGCAACAGAGCAAGUGAUCAAGGCACUCACUCCCCCAAGGUCUGCAGCAUCAGGAGCACAGAACCAGCAAUACCUAGAACCGUUGUACGACACACUGGUAAGUCGCAUCUCUGCCAACGACGCAGAUCUAGAGGUUCGCCAGAGCGCUAUUCAUGUGCUUGGACUGUACCUUGGUAGAAGCUCUGGUACAGAGGGACUGCUUUCGUCGCAGAAGCGAGAGGCUGGCCUCGAGCUUCUGGCAGACCGUCUAAAGAACGAGCUUACCCGUUUAGCGUCCGUUCGUGCCAUCGACUCGAUCGCUGCUCAUACGAAAGCUCAGAACGAGAUGUCUGCAACAUGGGUCCGAGGCGUCGCCUUGGAGCUGGGCGCUCAGUUGCGUAAAGCCAGUCGUGUUCUCCGCGGUGCAAGCUUGAGUGCUUUGAGAACUCUGGCGCUGAACGAGCGGUCUAGGAGCCAACUCGACGGCCAAACCAAGGCACAGAUUGUCAACUUACUGCUGCCACUUCUCAACGCUUCUGAUCUUCACCUACUCGGCCCUGCUCUUAUCAUCCUAGCCACCUUCAUCCAGGACGACGCCAAGUCAACAUUGACCCCAGAACUCAAUGCUGCGCUGUGUCAAGUUGUGCAAGGCUCUAUUAGUGGGUCGUCUCUAGAUGCGUUACUGAAGCUCGUGCGAACAAUUGGAGAGCAGCAAGCCGGUCAAGCACUGAUGAAAUCACUGCUCCAAGAGGUCGGUGUCGCUGGUCAUCCAGAGGUAGUAGGCAAGGUCAUUGGUAACCUCCUUGUUCACGGCGGCGCUAGCGUCGGUGUCAAGCUUGAUCAGUUCGUCACUGAGCUGGAGACAGCCCAAGACGAUAAGCGAAGGUGUCUCGCCCUGGUGGUGCUAGGAGAAGCAGCGCUCCGUCUUGGGAGGCAGUCGACGAUUGACCCGAACCUGUUCAUCAAACACUUCUCUAUCAAGUCUGAGCAGGUGCCACUUGCAGCCGCUGUUGCUCUUGGUCGAGCUGGAGCUGGAAAUGUUGGCCAGUACGUUCCUGUCAUCUUGUCGACAAUGGGUCAGCAAUCUGCGCCUCAGUAUCUCCUUUUGCACGCUAUCAAGGAGAUUUUGCAGCAAGACGACACGGAGUCGGAGAUCAUUCCGUACGCUUCAACACUAUGGCAGAACCUGGUUGCUGCGUCUCAGCUUGAGGACAACAAGGCAAUCGGUGCAGAGUGCGUCGGCAGGCUUACUAUCAUCGAUCCCAAGACGUACCUGCCUCAACUACAGGGAUUCUUGAACGAUCGUAAAGCUGCCAUUCGCGGCAUGGUCAUCUCGGCGCUGCGUUACACGCUUGCCGACACUGACGAAGCCUACGAUGAAUAUCUACGCCCAAUCGUGGUUCCGAUGCUUGUGCAGAUGUUGAACGAGGAGGACCUGGAUAACCGCCGUUUAGCUCUCACAACGUUUAACUCUGCCAUGCACAACAAACCAGAACUCAUCCUUCCCGCUCUGGACCAACUCCUUCCACUCGCCAUGAAGGAGACCCAUGCCAAACCCGAACUGAUCCGUGUAGUGCAGAUGGGCCCCUUCAAGCACAACGUUGAUGAUGGCCUCGAGAUUCGAAAGUCUGCAUACGAGACCUUGUAUGCGCUCCUUGAAACCGCCUUCACUCGUCUCGGACCUAUGGAGGUGUCUGACUGCUUUGAGCGCAUCGUUGCCGGCAUCACUGACGAGCAUGACAUCCGUGUUCUGUGUAACCUCAUGUUGACUAAACUCAUGGUCAUUGCGCCGGACCAAGUGCACUCACGGCUCGAGACCAUCGCGUCGAACUUCCGCACUGUUUUGAUGGUGAAGCCUAAGGACAACGCAGUCAAACAGGAAAUCGAGAAGAUCCAAGAAGGUGGCAAGGGCGUUCUGAGGGUAUCCGUGCUACUCAACAAGCAGCUUGGUACCGAAGGAAGCGUUGGUCAGGACGAUCCACAAAGCAGGACUUGGGCACAGUACUGGGAGUGGGUCACGAAGGAGCAUGGACAGCGUCUCAAGGAUGCAGUCGAUGAGCUCAAAGAGCGCGACCGUUAA